GGUUAUGCAUACCUGGUGUACGCGUCAAAACCACCCUCAUCAUCGGACGGGGAAGCUAUGGGGUGGAAUACAUACUACGACGUUUUGCAACUGAGAGAGAGAAAGAGAUCAGAGGGUUCCGGUAACCGGUGGCAGCGCCGUGUGGCGAUCUCAACUCUUCGCAAAGAACGCCCCAUCCUGCUGAAAAAUAUUCAUGAUGUCUUUGAAUCCGAUUUCUCACGAGCAGAAGAAGCCAGAGCAAGUAUGCACCCCGAUAGUAGUGAAGUGAAUGAUAUGCCUUCCUCAUCUUCUCCCGUCGUCGUCCAAGAAGAUGGUGCAACAUGGGAAAUAAGCAGAGACGACACCUUUUACUGCCCAGAUUACGUGAUUUUCUUGGCUGAAAAAACGCUUUUCAGAAUCCCACCUCUUCGCCUCACCACACCUCAUUUUACCGCUUUAUUCUCGCUCCCCGACGGAGGUACAUCUCAAGUGGAAGGCCGGACAGAUGAUGAUCCUAUUCGUCUUCCGUCACAGAUCAGCGCGCGCGCUUUCCGCGCCUUCAUGAACAUGCUCUAUCCUGAACUCAAACAAAGCAACAUGGAGCUGGAGACGGCCGACCUCAUCCUUGCUCUUGAACUUGCAACCAUGUGGGAGUUCGACCACAUUCGGGACCAGGCCAUCACUGAGCUUGGACCUGAGCCACUUGCGCCAUUGGAGCAACUCUUGCUUGGACGACGGCUGCGUGUUGCGAAAUGGAUAAGAAAUGCUUACGAACGACUGUGUACACAGAAGGAGUUAACCCCCAAAGGACGUGGGAGAGAAGAUUGGGUGGCAUGCGUAUGGACAGGUUGCCAAGCUUCGUGAACGUGUCUAUGACAAGCCGAUUAGCAUGAAGAGUAUUCGGGCUGAGGUGGAGGAGGAAUUCAGUCAAGAGCUAAUAAUCGACGAGACAUACCGGACGGCUUCACCGGACACUGAUAUUCUAUGUUCUGCGGUCCCUGCGCAAGCUUUUAGUCCGUAAGGCGGAAGAAGGCAAUAUGUAGGAGAGAACUGAGACUCGCUUCGUUUGUCAUUCUCAAUCUGAAAUCACGUACUAGCUGCUAUACUAGUU
Molecule: messenger RNA, 1090 nt
Organism: Stereum hirsutum FP-91666 SS1
Lineage: Eukaryota; Fungi; Basidiomycota; Agaricomycetes; Russulales; Stereaceae
Exons: 5
Coding region: 58-843 (261 amino acids)
Source: RefSeq, a predicted model, not a curated record